AUGUUCUAUAAGGACGAGACUGUCGGAGUGGAGCCGACGUGGAUCAGAUCCCUCAGUGAGACCAGCAGAGCUACGGGACGGGAGAAGGUCCAGGAGAAGGUCCAGGAGAAGGUCCAGAAGAAGGUCCAGAAGAAGGUCCAGGAGAAGGAGAAGGUCCAGAAGAAGGUCCAGGAGAAGGUCCAGGAGAAGGUCCAGAAGAAGGUCCAGAAGAAGGUCCAGGAGAAGGUCCAGGAGAAGGUCCAGGAGAAGAAGAAGGUCCAGAAGAAGGUCCAGGAGAAGGAGAAGGUCCAGAAGAAGGUCCAGGAGAAGGUCCAGGAGAAGGUCCAGGAGAAGGUCCAGAAGAAGGUCCAGAAGAAGGUCCAGGAGAAGGUCCAGGAGAAGGUCCAGGAGAAGGUCCAGAAGAAGGUCCAGGAGAAGGUCCAGGAGAAGGUCCAGAAGAAGGUCCAGGAGAAGGUCCAGGAGAAGGUCCAGGAGAAGGUCCAGGAGAAGGUCCAGAAGAAGGUCUAG
Messenger RNA from Cyclopterus lumpus (lumpfish), 507 nucleotides. RefSeq names its product golgin subfamily A member 6-like protein 22. The record is from RefSeq and is a predicted model, not a curated record. Bases 1 to 507 code for a protein of 168 amino acids. NCBI's taxonomy places the organism in Eukaryota, Metazoa, Chordata, Actinopteri, Perciformes, Cyclopteridae. The transcript has 3 exons.